This is a messenger RNA of Globicephala melas (long-finned pilot whale), 1982 nucleotides long. It is a transcript of the gene OSGIN1, whose product is annotated as oxidative stress induced growth inhibitor 1. Gene Ontology annotation, biological process: negative regulation of cell growth. Lineage: Eukaryota; Metazoa; Chordata; Mammalia; Artiodactyla; Delphinidae. Gene Ontology annotation, molecular function: growth factor activity. The record is from RefSeq and is a predicted model, not a curated record.
UCGCUUCCCGGCCACUCAUAGCCUCUUGGAUCCCCACGGGGUAAUGGGUGUCCUGCUCCCUCGGCCGGCACCGUGAGCCCUGGUUCUGCUAGUGCCUGACGAGGCCAGGCUCACGAGUGUCCUCGACCCCUGCCCGUCAGGUUGCUGCCAGCCCCAAGCCCCCCCCGAGAGCCCAGCCAUGAGCAACGGAUGGAAGGACCACCUUGGUGCCCGCAGCUCAGAGCCCCUCCCGGUCGUCAUCAUCGGCAAUGGUCCCUCGGGCAUCUGCCUGUCCUACCUGCUCUCGGGUUACAACCCCUAUGUGAAGCCAGAUGCCAUCCACCCACACCCCUUGCUGCAGAGGAAGCUCACCGAGGCGCCGGGGGUCUCCAUCGUGGACCAGGACCUGGAUUACCUGUCCGAAGGCCUUGAAGGCCGGUGCCAAAGCCCUGUGGCCCUGCUGUUUGAUGCCCUCCUGCGCCCAGACACAGACUUUGGGGGCAACGUGGAGUCUGUCCUCACCUGGAAGCACCAGAAGGAGCGAGCCAUCCCCCACCUGGUCCUGGGCCGGAACCUGCCAGGGGGCGCCUGGCAUUCCAUUGAAGGCUCCAUGGUGACCCUGAGCCAAGGCGAUUGGAUGGGGCUCCCGGACCUGCAGGUCAAGGACUGGAUGUGCAGGAAGCGAAGAGGUCUUCGCAACAGCCGGGCCACGGCCGGGGACAUCGCGCACUACUAUAGGGACUACGUGAUCAAGAAGGGCCUGAGCCAUAAUUUUGUGUCUGGCGCCGUGGUCACGGCCGUGGAGUGGGGGACGCCCGAGCCCAGCAGCCCCGGCGCCUGGGACCCCAGCCCCCUCUUCCAGGUGAACGGCUUCGUGACCACCGCGGACCAGAGCCAGCAGCCCUUCUCCCUAUGCGCCCGCAACGUGGUCUUGGCCACUGGCACGUCUGACAGCCCAGCCCGGCUGGGCAUCCCCGGGGAGGCCCUGCCCUUCGUGCAUCGUGAUCUGUCGGCCCUGGAGGCAGCCACGCGGGCAGGCACCGUGUCCCCGUCCUCGGACCCCGUCCUCAUCAUCGGGGCGGGACUGUCGGCGGCCGACGCGGUCCUCUACGCCCGCCACUACAACAUCCCUGUGAUCCACGCCUUCCGCCGGUCCGUGGACGACCCCGGCCUGGUGUUCAACCAGCUGCCCAAGAUGCUGUACCCGGAGUACCACAAGGUGCACCAGAUGAUGCGGGAGCAGUCCAUCCUGUCGCCCAGCCCCUACGAGGGCUACCGAAGCCUCCCCGAGCACCAGCUGCUGCUCCUCAGGGAGGACCGCCAGGCCGUGUUCCGGGACCCCCGGGGCCUCCAGAAGGUCUUCGGCAUCGCCCUGGUGCUGGCCCUCAUUGGCUCCCACCCUGAUCUGUCCUUCCUCCCGGGCGCAGGCGCUGACCUCGCCACGGACCCCAACCAGCCACUGAGCGCCAAGAGGAACCCCAUUGACGUGGACCCCUUCACUUACCAGAGCGUCCACCGGGAGGGCCUGUACGCCGUGGGGCCACUGGCCGGGGACAACUUCGUGAGGUUUGUGCAGGGCGGGGCCCUGGCUGUGGCCAGCUCCCUGCUGAGGAAGGAGGCCAGGAAGCCGCCCUAGCACCUGGCCUGGCAUCCUUGCACCCAGGCCCUAAAGAGGAGGGGAGAGCACCACGGCCCUGCUGGACGCAGAGCCCAUCCCAAGAUGCCCCAGUGAUGGAAGGGGGCCUCUCCUGGCAGGAGACAGGAGCGGCCACGAGCCCAUGCAACGGCCCUCUCAGAUGAAGAGUGAGAAACCCAGGCUGCCAGGACUCAGACCAGGGUGGAAAGAGUGACCACAGGACAGGGGAGGCCCAGAGCUGUAACUGGGGGUGAGAGCUGCCGGUGUGAGCUGGGGUCACCGGGGCCAGCUGAGCACCGAGCCAGGAGGACCCCAGGCCCUGCUCUUCCCAGAACCGGGUCCCAAAUAAAACCAGCGCCUGCCUGCA